Molecule: messenger RNA, 1256 nt
Organism: Lycium barbarum (goji berry)
Lineage: Eukaryota; Viridiplantae; Streptophyta; Magnoliopsida; Solanales; Solanaceae
Product: probable esterase KAI2
Exons: 2
Coding region: 146-1108 (320 amino acids)
Biological process (GO): response to karrikin
Source: RefSeq, a predicted model, not a curated record
GAGCUUUUUAAAAUAAAACAAAUAAAAUUUUUCUAUAAUUUGGGUGAUGAUGACCCAAAGAAUUAACUCCUGAUUUCUUGAUAUUAUCAAAUUUUAUGAUCAAUAAAACCCUUCCAUUAAUUAGCACUCUUGCAUUACUGAUGCCAUGAUUUGUGAACAUAAAAUUAACAACCACACCGGCCAUCUCUCUAAAACAGUCCUCCUUUUCCACAAAGUCGGCGUGUCGUCUCCCCCAGUUUCCACACCACACCACAACCCUAAAAGAGCAGAAAAUUGGAAACAAAAAAUGAGAAUAGUUGAAGAAGCUCACAACGUUAAAGUUCUUGGUUCAGGCGAGAAAACCCUAGUCCUCGGCCAUGGCUUUGGCACAGACCAAUCUGUCUGGAAACACCUUGUCCCUUACCUCGUCGAUGAAUAUCGUGUUGUACUUUACGACAACAUGGGUGCUGGUCCGACAAAUCCUGACUACUUCGAUUUUGAUCGAUAUGCUUCCCUUGAAGGUUAUGCCUAUGAUUUACUUGCCAUUUUGGAGGAACUUCAAAUCAAUUGUUGCAUGUAUUUAGGACAUUCGUUAUCUGCUAUGACUGGUGUUGUUGCUUCUAUUAUUCGUCCUGACCUCUUCUCCAAACUCAUCCUUGUUUCUGCUUCCCCAAGGUUCAUAAAUUCGGAUGACUACUAUGGAGGAUUCGAAUUGGAAGACAUAGAGCAACUGUGUCAAGCAAUGGAGUCGAACUAUAAGUCAUGGGUAUCCGGGUUUGCGCCACUAGUAGUGGGAGGUGACAUGGAUUCAGUGGCAGUACAAGAAUUCAGCAGGACCUUAUUCAACAUGAGACCAGACAUAGCACUCAGUGUUUUCCGCACUGUUUUCACGUUCGACCUUAGGCAUUUUCUGUCCCGUGUUACUGUGCCUUGCCAUAUCAUACAGAGCUCAAUGGACGUGGCAAUGCCUGUGAAUGUUUCUGAAUAUUUACACAGAAAUUUAGGCGGAAAGUCAACUGUGGAGAUCAUCUCAACUGAAGGUCAUCUCCCGCAUUUGAGCGCCCCUGAGGCUACUAUUCCCGUGUUGCUUCGACACAUUUCUCAUGAUAUAACUGCUGAUGCCGCUUAAAAUAUUUACAGGGUGGAUCAUGUGUAUGCUUAUUUUGUUCGCCUAGUGUUUUUGUCACUGCUGAUAUUUCAAUUUGAAACCUCAGUGUUAAUCUCAUGUCACCUUGUAAUAAUUAUAUUCUAAUUUGAUUGAUUUUUUUGUGUACAAA